AUGGGUCAAAUUUCCACUUCAUUAAGUCAAAAUGAGCCACAGAAUCAAGGAAAAUUACCUUCACAGCCUGUACGAAACCCAAGGGAAAAUGCUAAUUCCAUCACAGUAAGAGAUGGCAAGACCUACGAUCCACCCACUAUUCCAUCAAAUUCAGAUGAGGCACCAUUACCUCCUACCCAAUUUUCCCAACAAGACAAAGAUGAAACCCCAACCACAUCACCCAACCUUAAACCCACUAUUUCCACUUAUGUCACUACUCCUCCAUUUCCUAGUCGUUUGAGAAAGACCAAGAAGAAUGAAGCUGAACAGGAAAUAUUGGAGACUUUUCUCAAGGUUGAGGUAAAUAUUCCCUUACUUGAUGCUAUUAAACAAGUACCUCGAUAUGAAAAGUUUUUAAAGGAGUUAUGCACCAAUAAGAGGAAGUUAAAAGGGAAUGAAAAGGUGAGUGUGGGGGAAAAUGUUUCGGCGGUUCUUCAAAAGAAACUUCCACCAAAGUGUAAGGAUCCUGACACCUUCACUAUUCCUUGCACUAUUGGCAAUAAAAGAAUUGAAAGAUACUUUUACAUUCUUGAUAUGGAAGGUGACUCAAUUUCAUGUUCUACACCAGUAUUAUUGGGAAGGCCAUUGUUAAAGACAGCUAGAACUGAGAUAGAUGUUCAUGAGGAAACUUUGACCAUGGAGUUUGAUGGUGAGGUGAUUCAAUUUAAUAUUUUUGAGGCUAUGCGGUAUUCAAGUGAUGUUCAUUCAGUUUCUUCGAUUGAUAUUCUGGAUUCUUUGUCACAAAGAAUUCUGGAUUUACAUGGAGAUGAUGGGUUAGAUAUUGUUUUGAGGGAACUAAUAGAUUUGAAAGAAGAUUUUGUCACUACUAAAGUAAAGGAGACAGUGGCUGCACUUAAUAGUGGUGGAGAGGUUUCUAAAGCGGUGUCGUUCUUAAAGUUGCCUACUUCUCAUGAGCAACUUCAACCAUCUGUUAAAUCACCACCCAAGCUUGAAUUAAAACCACUACCGGAGCAUCUCAAAUAUGUCUACUUGGGUGAGAAAUAG
Molecule: messenger RNA, 1044 nt
Organism: Humulus lupulus (European hop)
Lineage: Eukaryota; Viridiplantae; Streptophyta; Magnoliopsida; Rosales; Cannabaceae
Exons: 2
Coding region: 1-1044 (347 amino acids)
Source: RefSeq, a predicted model, not a curated record